AUGCAAUCAACAUCCGUCGGUAGUAGCAGCGGCGGAAGCGGCGGCGGCGGAGGAGGGCAGGUGAGUCGAAGUGGACUAUCUCGGAUCCGUUCAGCUCCAGCGACUUGGCUUGAAGCUUUACUUGAAGAAGAUGAAGAAGAGUCUCUGAAACCUACUAAUCUCGGUCUCACCGAUUUACUCACCGGAAACUCAGCCGAUUUACCGACGACUCGUGGCUCUUUCGAGUUUCCGAUUCCGGUUGAGCAGGGUUUAUACAACCAACAAAGUGGGUUUCACCGACAGAACAGUACUCCGGCGGAUUUUCUCAGUGGUUCCGAUGGAUUCAUCCAAAGCUUUGGGAUUCCGGCGAAUUACGACUACUUAUCAUCGCCGAAUAUCGAUGUUUCUCCGGGGAGUAAACGGUCUAGAGAAAUGGAAGCGCUCUUCUCUUCUCCUGAGUUUACUUCUCAGAUGAAAGGAGAGCAAAGCAGCGGUCAAGUUCCUGCUGGGGUAUCAGGGAUGGUGGAUAUGAACAUGGACAAUCUCAUGGAGGACUCUGUUGCUUUUAGGGUUCGUGCUAAACGUGGUUGUGCAACUCAUCCUCGUAGCAUUGCUGAGAGGGUACGAAGAACGCGAAUAAGCGAUCGUAUAAGGAAGCUACAAGAGCUUGUCCCCAACAUGGAUAAGCAAACAAACACUGCAGACAUGUUAGAAGAAGCUGUAGAAUACGUGAAGGUUCUUCAAAGGCAGAUCCAGGAGUUGACAGAAGAACAGAAGAGAUCUCGAUCUCGAUUUUCUCUUCACCAUGGAAGGUACGUCACUCGUAAAUCACCAAUUACACUCGCUGCGACGGCGGCGUCAGCGUCGGAAUCGGCGACAGCAGGCGUCGGAGUCGGAGUCGGCGACGGCUGCGACGGAAACUAA
Messenger RNA from Microthlaspi erraticum, 903 nucleotides. The record is from the annotation of a GenBank genome assembly. NCBI's taxonomy places the organism in Eukaryota, Viridiplantae, Streptophyta, Magnoliopsida, Brassicales, Brassicaceae.